CGGCUUCGGAAAGAACGGAGCGGAGACUAAUUUCAAAAUGAGGCAAGGAAUAUUUCGUAUGUUGCUUCUCGUCACAGCUGCCUGUUUGGUGUAUUCUGCCACAGCAUCAGCCAAAAGGGAUGUGCGGCGCGGUAGGCGAGGAUUCAAGGGAAGCGGCAAGGACAAGAACUCCAUCGUGUGGUCUCGGUGGAGCGACUGGUCAGAGUGCUCGCGGACGUGUGGUGGCGGAGCCAAGUACAGGACAAGACACUGCAUGAGCAGGAAACCAGCAAAUGACAGAGCAGGAAUCCAAAUUUGUGAGGAGGAGAGCAGACAAUAUCGCUCCUGUAACACCAAGCCAUGCCCAGCCGGUUCACAAGACUUUAGAGCGAUGCAGUGCGCCAUCUACAAUGAGAAACCAUUGGUAGAGUGGGUGCCGGUGGAAGAGGGUAAUAGAAAUGAAUGCGAUCUGGUGUGUAAGACAACGAACGGAGCGUACGAACUGAACUUCCGCCAUGUGGUAGACGGGACCCGAUGCCGCGGUAACUCCAUGGAUAUGUGCAUCAAUGGCAAGUGCCAGGCUGUCGGUUGUGAUGGAGACUUGAACUCGACGGCGAGCUACGAUGUUUGCGGGGUUUGUGGCGGCCGAAACCAGACCUGUGGUCACGUGCACAAGACGUACUCGGAGGAAUAUCCAUCCACUGGAUUUUACACAUACAACCGCAUAAUCAUGAUCCCAGCCGGGGCUAGCAAUAUUCGCAUUAAGGACAAGAGCACACUGAAUUUCAUUGCUCUAAAAGACGAAUCCGGAGAGUUUCUGCUGAACGGGGACUGGACCAUCGACUGGCCAGGAGACUACAAAGGAGUGGGUACCAACAUCUCGUACCAGCGUCACCGAAAUGGAUCAGAGGAUAUAAAGAUAAAGGGACCAACUGACAAAAUUCUGGAAGUCAUGAUAAUCUUCCGUGAGAGAAACGCAGGAGUAGAAUACGAGUAUUGGAUGCCACCCAGACAGGGUGAAGGACACCCCGAAGUUCAGGAUCAGUUACUGUCAGAUGACACCGUUUCUGAUGGACAAGGCCGACCCUCAGAGGCAAGCGAGUCGGAGACCAAACCCGAGUCUAGCUCCUCCUCCAACGUGACAAUGACGGACGAGGACGAGGAGAACCCCGAGACAGAGGCGGGCUCAGACGGGGAGCCAGGACGCGAGUCCAGGAGGAAGCCCAAGAAGGACAAGGGCAAGAAGAAAGGGAGGGGCAAAGGCAGAGGCAACGGGAAAGAGAAAUGUCCGAAGUGCAGAAAGGUGCGCGGUUCACGGACGAGCCACUACUGCGAGAACGACUUUGUCCUGCACGUGGAGAUACUCAGUAAGACCAUCGAGAACGGCCAGACCCGAUUCGACACCACCAUCCUACAGACGUACAAGAACACAGUGCACCUUGGGCGGCGCGAAUACAUCUGGGUUCCCAACGUCUGCAAGUGCCCCAGGCUGAAAACCGGCGGGCAGUACCUGGUCACAGGCAACCGUCGGUUCGACACGGAGACGGGCGAGACCCGGCUGGUGGUGGACCGCGACAAUCUGGUGUCGGCGUGGAAGGAAGGCUACCACAAGAAGUGGGACAGUAUCCAGGCAAGGGAGUCGCUUGUCUGUGCCCAAGGAGAGGAGGAGGAGACAGAGGGGCCAACGGGCCGUUUUUAGGGUGGUAUCACCGGCCAACGUGCACUCGGUUCAAGAUGAAAUUAUCUUGAGAGGCACAGAGUAAAAUAGGAGGGCACCUUUUCUUUUAGUGGAGAUUAAUGGUGAUCUGUGGUGAGAGAACGCAUGCCAAACUCAACACUCAUGUAAACUGGACGUGUUAUAGUCAUGAAGCAUGAAGUGAGAUUUCAGACAAGAAUUUUAGAAUGACAGUACCAACUCUCGUCUCGCCAUUUUGAAUCUCACCGUUUCAAACAUAACGAAUUUGUCGACGGUAUCCAUGUGUACUUUAUAUAUCAAUUUUUGUCAUAUUUAUUUCAAUCUCCUGGACCCAAUACAACGCAGCUUAUUUAUAAUAUGUACAGUAUUAUAGGCGCGUGAGACCCUGUUCACGUGUCCGUAUUUUGAAUGAGAACCACGGAGAUAUUUUUGUACGAGACGACAAACUGUCGCCUACAGGAUUCAGACAGACACCUGUUUUGCUUGACUCUUGUACCGGUAUACGGGAUUUAUAAUGACACAAAAAAGGGGCCUUGUUAAAGAUUUUUCACUCGCCGAAUAAACUGGUUAAACUAUCGAUAUUUUCAGAAAGGAAGGCAAAUAUAACAGGUAUUUUGUAAUAUUGUUUCAAUAUACUGUUGUUGAACAUAAUAAUGACUGAAGGGUGUACUCUGGUGGCAUUUUGCUAUUUUAAUAUUGAAGUAUUUUUAUUCUGUAUACUAAAGAAUGUGCUUUCGGGUUAGAAAACAUUCUCUGGCUGUGUAAAUAAGCGUACGAAUAAUCACUAAGGCUUUAAUUUCACCUUUCGUUUUUAUUCUACACGCCUUGAUAGUAGGCUAAAUAGCCGACGUGUACAUAACAUUGCAUGUAAUAUUCUGCGUUUAAAACGGUAUGUUUAUAAGCGAAGGAAUAGAUAGUUUUGCUUGGCUGGAAUAAUUUUGACGUAAAUAUUUAACCACUGUCGAUAUUAUUUAAGAAAUAAUGAAAGUAGAAAAUGGAAUCCACGAAGUAUUCACGUUCGAUUAGAAUCUUGUUUGAUGUUCAAUUUUGUUUUGAGGUAAGCACGCUCUUCUGAAAUACACAAGUUAACUGCAUCAAGGAUACUACGGAUCGUUUCCUCUGGUACAUUUGAGAACUUAGCGCGUAGCUAUCAAAUCUACCGCAAGUUUUCAGUCAGUUCACUCACCGGUAGCAUCAUGUCGGUCACGCCGCGUUAUCAUAGGGAAAAAGACUGGACGGCAGUAAUGCAAGCUACUCACAAGAUUUAAGAUUGUUGAUGGAGUGUGUGUUUGGGAGGAAGUGUGUCUGGAAAAACUCUUUCCAUGAACAAUAUUCUCACUUGGCGUUCGUGCUCAUUUCAUCAUUAUCAUCUAAACUUCAUUUCCUUAUCAAUAAAUCUGCAACGGAUAUUUCAUCCACGAUCUCACAGAAAGGCUGUUUUUGUAUGAAAUUUAAUAGACGAUAGUGUGUUUAGACUGUUUUCUGACUACCAAGUCUGAAACAUUUAUCUUUCCAAAAGAACGCUUGUGUGUUUCCUAUCUCCGCCAGCCUUACAGGUUAACAGUGCUUUCACCUGAUUAAAAGUUCUUAGGAAAAACAGA
Molecule: messenger RNA, 3276 nt
Organism: Acanthaster planci (crown-of-thorns starfish)
Lineage: Eukaryota; Metazoa; Echinodermata; Asteroidea; Valvatida; Acanthasteridae
Gene: adamtsl5
Product: ADAMTS like 5
Biological process (GO): extracellular matrix organization; proteolysis
Cellular component (GO): extracellular matrix
Molecular function (GO): protein binding; metalloendopeptidase activity
Source: RefSeq, a predicted model, not a curated record